AUGUGUGUACUGUAUCUCGCACCGUAUAUCAGUACGCAUACCAAGUUGAACCACAAACAGAUCUCGGUCAGCGCAAGAGAUCUCGGUCAGCGCAAGAGCGCAAGAAGUCCUCGUACACUCUACGCGCGCGCCUUCAGCGCCCCGCUCUCCACCAACUCGCGCACCACGCUCGGCACGGCCUCCUUCAUCGGCUUUCGCUCAUCCCCGUCUCCGCUGCACGCGAGGGUCGACGAGGCGGAAUCACAGCAGGUUGAAAUGGAAAAUACGUGGGUUUCUGGUGGGAAAAACCACAAGACUUUCGUGGCGCCUGCUGGAGCUUCCGCCAUUACGUGCAGAAGGGAUCUCUGGCGCGAUGACUACGCGGAAAUGGACGGGUUGACCAAGAUGGUCAGGGUGACCAAGAUGGACGCGGUGACCAAGGAGAUAUCGAAGCCCCGACAUUCGCAGUUGUCCUCUGACACCCCGCUGCUGCACCUCAGCUUCGACCGCGACCCUCUCAUCGCCCCGAGCGACCAUGCCGCACAUGUCCUCGUCAUCGGCGGUGGCAUCAUCGGCCUGUCCACCGCCUGGACGCUGCUUGACAGUGGCUACAAGGUCACCGUGCUCGCUGAGGAAUACGCCACGCUCGACGGCAGCAAGCCGCGCCUCACGUCCCAGAUCGCAGGCGCGCUCUGGGAGUACCCGCCCGCCGUCUGCGGCCACACGUCGGACGUGACGUCCCUCGAGAUCUCCAAGCGCUGGGCCAUGGUCUCCUACCACGUCUACAAGCACAUGGCUGCCGACCUCGUCCUCGCGACCAAGUACAGCGUCAAGAUGCGCGAGACGGUCUUUUUCUUUGACAAGCACGUCAGAGACGACGCCGAGCAGCUGCGCAAGAUGCGCGAGAUCGAGCGCAGCGGCGUCGCCGGCUUCCGCCACGACACCAAGGUGAUCCACCAGCUCGGGCUCGACGAGAAGAAGUGGCUGGACGCGUACGAGAUCCUAUCGCCGCUCAUCGACACGGACAAGGCGCUGGUGAACAUCCAGAAGCUCGUCGUGGCGAAGGGCGCGACGCUCGUCACCGGGAAGGUCGAGAAGGACCUGCUGGAGGUCGAGCAGGAGCUGCGCAGCAAGUACGACGCCCAAGUGAUCGUGAAUGCCACGGGCCUCGGCGCGUGGACGCUCGCGAACGACAAGAACGUCUACCCGCUGCGCGGCGCUGUCCUUCGCAUCCCCAACGACGGCCAGAAGUUCGAGAAGAUCAAGAAGGCGCUCGUCGUGAGCGCCGUCGACGUGCCCUCCGAUAAAAAUCCGAGUAAGUUCAUCUUCAUCGUACCCCGCAACGACGGCAUCCUCUACGUCGGUGGCUUCUCCGAGCCCAACAAGACGGACUUCAUCCCCGAAGACGACCCCAACGUCCUCAUGAUGGCGCGCGAUGCGGAGGACUUCUACACCGAGCUCGAUACCGAGCGCCGCGACUCGGCGUUCCCGCUCGCGCAGGGCUUCCGCCCCGCGCGCAAGGGAGACGUGCGCGUCGAGCGCGAGCUGCGCACGCCCGCUGGGAGCACGGACAAGAACUGGAGGCCGAUCGUGCACAGUUACGGGCACGCGGGCGCGGGGUGGUCGCUCGCGUUCGGGAGCGCGCUAGAGGUAAAGGCACUGGUGGAGGAUGUGCUCGAAGGUCUGCCGGCCCAUUCGAUGAAGGAGGCGGCGCCAAGCGUGGUGUCGCAUGCGCAGGCCGCGACCACGCCUGCGCAGGCUGCAAGCGCCUGUCUUCGGCUGUCCUCCCCUUCGUCCUGGUCUUCGAUAUAUCUGGACGAUACUUCGCAGAUCAGCGACAUUCAACGGCUGAUCCACCGCGUCACGGCCGCCCUCACCUGCGCUCGCAACGCACACACCACCGUCAACAAGCCGUCAUCCGAACUGCUCCAGCCCAUCUUCGCCUUCGUGCAGCCAUCUUACGAGGACUGCGCCAGCGUGGCCUUCUUACAAAUCUCUUGA
Molecule: messenger RNA, 1980 nt
Organism: Schizophyllum commune H4-8
Lineage: Eukaryota; Fungi; Basidiomycota; Agaricomycetes; Agaricales; Schizophyllaceae
Product: DAO-domain-containing protein
Exons: 9
Coding region: 1-1980 (659 amino acids)
Molecular function (GO): D-amino-acid oxidase activity; FAD binding
Source: RefSeq, a predicted model, not a curated record